Molecule: messenger RNA, 1818 nt
Organism: Fonsecaea erecta
Lineage: Eukaryota; Fungi; Ascomycota; Eurotiomycetes; Chaetothyriales; Herpotrichiellaceae
Product: phenylalanine-tRNA ligase, beta subunit
Exons: 1
Coding region: 1-1818 (605 amino acids)
Biological process (GO): phenylalanyl-tRNA aminoacylation
Cellular component (GO): phenylalanine-tRNA ligase complex; cytoplasm
Molecular function (GO): ATP binding; RNA binding; phenylalanine-tRNA ligase activity
Source: RefSeq, a predicted model, not a curated record
AUGCCGACCAUCACAGUGGACAAGGCUGCCCUCUUCCAGGCUCUGGGGAGGGACUAUACGACUGAGGAAUUCGACGAACUCUGUUUCGACUUUGGAAUUGAGCUUGAUGAAGACACCUCACUGACGGAACGACCGAUUGUCAACGGCAAACAAGAGCCUCCUCAGUUAAAGAUCGAGAUUCCGGCCAACCGCUAUGACAUGUUGUGCUUUGAGGGCAUUCAGCUCAUGCUGAACAUCUUCAAUCACAGAGUGACGGCUCCUAAAUAUGCCCUCAAAGCGCCACCAAAGGGAGAAAUUCAGACCAUCACAGUUUCCAAGGAUUGCGAGAGGAUACGACCUUACGUUUCUGGGGCCAUUUUGCGAAACAUCAAAUUCGACCAGGCUCGCUACGAGUCUUUCAUUGACCUCCAAGACAAACUGCACCAAAAUCUAGCGCGGCAGCGGACUCUAGUGUCGAUCGGGACGCAUGACCUCGAUUCGAUCAAGGGCCCAUUCACCUACGAAGCCCUUCCUCCCAAGGACAUCAAGUUUGUGCCGUUGAACCAGACCAAGGAAUUGAAUGGCGAAGAGCUCAUGCAGUUCUACGAAAAGGACAAGCAUCUGGGCCGCUACCUGCACAUCAUUAGAGACUCCCCCGUAUACCCGGUCAUCUACGACUCGAACCACAACGUCUGCUCCUUGCCGCCAAUCAUCAAUGGUGAUCUCAGUAAAAUCACUCUUAACACCAGGAACGUCUUUAUGGAGGUCACCGCCACGGACAAGACCAAGUUAGAGAUCGUCAUCAACAUGAUGGUUACCAUGUUCUCUCAAUACACCUCAGAUCAAUUCACCGUCGAACCCAUCCAGAUCAUCUCCGAACAUAACGGUCAAUCAAGACAAGUCCCUGACCUUACACCUCGCUCCACAGUUGCUGAAGUCGACUAUAUCAAUGCCUGCUGCGGUCUGUCGCUGUCGGCGCAAGAAAUUUGCGAUCUUUUGACCCGUAUGUCCUACACGGCGCGCCCCUCAAAGUCGGACCGGAAUCUUCUCGAAGUGGAUGUUCCCCCUACACGCGCGGAUGUCCUCCAUCAAGCAGAUAUCAUGGAAGAUGUCUGCAUCGCCUACGGCUUCAAUAAGCUUCCUCGCGCGUUCCCUAAAGUUGGGGCCACCAUCGCCGCACCGCUGGCAGUUAACAAACUCUCUGACAUUCUGCGUCUCGAGGCCGCGAUGGCGGGCUGGGCAGAGGUCCUUCCACUCAUUCUCUGUUCGCAUGAUGAGAACUUUGCGUGGUUGAAUCGCAAGGAUGACGGCAAAACUGCUGUGCGGCUGGCAAAUCCCAAAACGGCGGAAUACCAAGUUGUCCGCACGACACUGCUGCCCGGCUUGCUGAAGACUAUCCGGGAGAACAAACACCACUCUAUUCCUAUCAAGAUAUUCGAGGUCAGUGAUGUUGCCUUUAAGGAUAGUAGCUUGGAACGCAAGGCCCGUAAUGAGCGACACUUUGCGGCCGCGUGGUACGGUAAAACCUCAGGCUUUGAGGUUGUUCACGGCCUCCUGGAUCGCAUCAUGGCCAUGCUCAAGACGGCCUUCAUCACCCACGAGGAAGGACUCGAAAUGCGUGGAGAUGGAGCAGAGAACGGAAAGAAAAUGGAAUACUGGAUCCAGGAACUGGACGACGCGACGUAUUUCCCCGGCCACGGAGCCAGCAUCCACGCGAGAAUAGCCGGCAAAGAAGUUGUUAUUGGGAGCUUUGGAAUUCUACAUCCAACGGUGUUGGAGAAGUUCGAGUUGAGAUAUCCGGUCAGUGCAUUGGAGUUCAAUGUGGAGGUGUUCUUGUAG